UCAGACUCCCCUUGUUGGAAGUUUUGGGAGCAAGUUCCUAUAGAACGGUCACUCUGAAACCUAUGGUCACAGACCUGUAAGAAUUUGAUUAAACCGUAUCCACAGAAAAAUGCACAAGCAACAAAAUUCUACAAGCCAAUUAUGGACCCAGGUUAAGAACUUCUAGCUUAUAAGAGAGAAAGACUAUGGAAAGGAUCAAGGUCAGUUGGGGGAGUGGCACCCUUGAAGUCUAAAACAGGACCUCUCCCUCCCUUCCUUAACCAGCAAGCAGGAAUACAGUGGGAGUACUAGUUCCUGAGAAUAAGGGGUUCCACUCAUGGGUAACUUUGGCUUGGGCACGCUAUCUUAGAACUGCACUGCCCACAGAGUCUUUCCUUCAGUCUUCUUCUUUCAGAGGUAUCAGACAUGCCCCAUGGUUGUUAGACUCUACCAGACCUAAGUGUAUUCCUGCUGUCUUCUCUCUCCCUUUGCACAUCCCAGGCAUUUUCCUCAAUAAAAUUCUUAUACUUCUAAUCCUACCUUGGGAUCUGCUUCUAGGAGGAGCCAAACUACACACGUGCAGCUGCUGCUGUCUCCACAGAGCCCUGAGGAAGGCACCUUGGAGUCUUCCAGUCCUCACUCUAGCACCACACUCCAACACAGAAACUAAACCCCUUGAGACAAUAACUUCUUACACAUGCCCAGUGUGAUAAAGCCCCUGGAAGCCAACAGACUGAUGAUGGUCUGGUUUCACAGAUACAAUGGGUGGUUUUCAGAUUUUUGCCUUCAGGUCUGAGACAAGGCCUACUAAGGAUAAGUGCCAAUGAUAUGGGAGAAAUGGCCUGGAAGGCCAAAUCAAUAAUGUCAGAUGUAUAGAAGGCCUUACCUUUGUAAGGCCUGAAAAUAUGACCCUGACUCACAGCAGAAAUAUCUUUUACAUUUAUACAAUAGUAAACAUGGAGCUGUACAGUCAUAACCAAAUUCUGAAAAGUGAUACUAUUCGACAGGGAGAAGAUGGUGUUAGGUCAAGUAAAAACAGCCAAAGCAAAAAUCCUAUUCCAGAGUAUGAGUGACCUUUUGUAUUCCCUAGAGAGAUUUCAACAACAGUUAGUAUAAGAUUCAAAGUCAGUUCUUAAGUGUGCCAGUAGGCACUACUGAGUGUGCAAAUGCUCUAUUGUUUGAGGGUCACAAUACCCCAAUCCCAGAGCAGUUCGAGGCUUUUAGCCGAAGAAGUAGGUGAAAUUCUGAGGUAAAUACAAGGGAUCAUGUCAGAAUCCAGCCAUGCUAUACCACUUGUCCUAAAUCAUUUCUGUUCCACGGUUAACACUUAGGGCAUGCAAUAUUAAAUGACUGUAUCAACCUACCCUUUUCUCCUACUAAGACAUCCAAAGAUCAAAUCAGCAUUAUUUUUCAAUUAGCACUGUGAUAAAACACUAUUAUAUAAAAUAAGACAGAGAAGGAGAAUCUUUUUAAUUAGCUUUCUCCUGAAAUUCUCAAAGAGCAAAAUAACCAAAUGCUUUGUUUUCCAACCUUUUUUUUUUUUUUGCCCUUUAUUCUUGGUUUAUGAUGUUAAACUCUUAAUGACAAAGAAGCAAAGCCCACUUAGCUAGUUUACCAACACAUUUGAAGCAAAUCAUAGUCAUACUUCUAUGUUAACCAAGCAUGACAGCAAGGUGAUUGAGUAGCUUUCCAAACUACCAGAGCAGCAGGCACUUGCAGAGGCUGCAGUUAAAUCAGCACUUCAUAAAUCGUGCAGGCUCCUGCCCAUUUAGAUCUCUCUAUGCAGAAUCGGCAGUCUAACACUGGCUCUCCCAAGCAUUAAAAAAUCAUCACUCUGCUAACCCAACUCACUGUUCAGACGGGUCUUCUUGAAUGCAGCCUUUAUUACAACCUCACUGCUGCUUCCUACACUGAAGGAAUACCAUGUUUUUAAGUCAGGAGUUCUUCUUUCUCGCUUCAUUAUAAUCAGGGGUCUUAACAACGACCCCGAUACUGUUACAAAGCACACUGCUUUAUAACAGUAAAGCUCUGGAAAACCCAAACAAAAGACACGUCACCCGGUGACGUCAGCCUAUAUACAGUUCUGUGUGGUCGCAGCACAUAAGCAAAUCCAUUCUUGUGCCGUUUCUCGGAAAAGCUUUUCAGUAAACGCACUCAUGCUGCUCCAGGAGCUCUUCUCUGCAACAAGCCGCCCAUCUGCCAUCAACAAGUUAAGACCGAGAGAACUAACGGCUGCAGAAAGGAGAGGCUGAAGCUUUGAUUAACCAGCUGAGCAGUUAGAGGAGGACGAAAUUAAUAACAUAUUCAAAACUGAUUUAGGGGAUCAGAGUGGUCACAGAAAAUGAAACCAAUGCUUUCGAGAGGAAUAUCCUAAGGAAAAAACAACUCACCCUGGUGGAUUCAAUUUUACUCGGAAAGCCUGGGACACAGAAAACAGGAAACUGGUCAAAGGCUCCCGCAUGUUAGAGCCUUUUACAGACUCACUGCGUUGAGUCUGACAACCGAGACUGAAUGCAGGCUCCAAUGUGCUCAGAAGAAUGGGUAAGUCCAUGUAUUUAUGUGUCUUGUACAGUCAGCAAGGAAUCAACGCUUUUAAAAUAAUAAGCCACUGAAUUCACAUUUUAUGAGGGAGAUCACUGUCACAUUUUUGGAUUUUGAGGUUUAGGUAAAAACAUAUAUUGCUGAUGACAGGAUGUGUUUUAUCUUCUUUCUUAAUGGUUUAAGUUUUGUUCUAGUCAUACUAACAAGGUUAGUGUUUCUGCAGCAAAUGAAAAAUAAGUUAUAUGUAGUUAAAUCUUUUGCCAUAAUGAUAUGUUGUUGUUGUUUUAAUAGCCCAUACGCUCUGCUGAAAAAUAUCCUAUCUUCUUGUCUUCCUUAAAUUAUAUUCUGCAGGCUUACAUUUCAAGUGGCCAUUAGGGGCCCCUAUGCUGGCAGCAAUAUAUGCAAUGAGUAUGGUUUUAAAAAUGCUGCCUGCCCUGGGUAUGGCAUGUCCACCCAAAUGCCGCUGUGAGAAGCUGCUCUUCUACUGCGACUCUCAGGGCUUCCACUCGGUGCCAAACACCACAGACAAGGGCUCUCUGGGCCUGUCCCUGAGGCACAAUCACAUCACAGAGCUUGAAAGGGAUCAAUUUGCCAGCUUCAGUCAACUUACCUGGCUCCACUUAGACCAUAAUCAAAUAUCAACAGUAAAAGAAGAUGCUUUUCAAGGACUAUAUAAACUUAAGGAAUUAAUCUUAAGUUCCAACAAAAUAUUUUAUUUACCAAACACAACUUUUACCCAACUGAUUAACCUGCAAAAUUUGGACCUGUCUUUUAAUCAGCUGUCAUCUCUGCACCCAGAGCUCUUCUAUGGCCUCCGGAAGCUACAGACCUUGCAUUUACGGUCCAACUCCCUGCGGACUAUCCCAGUACGCCUGUUCUGGGACUGUCGUAGUCUGGAGUUUCUGGAUUUGAGCACAAACCGUUUGCGAAGUUUGGCUCGCAAUGGAUUUGCAGGAUUAAUCAAACUGAGGGAGCUUCACCUAGAGCACAACCAGCUGACGAAGAUUAAUUUUGCUCAUUUCCUACGGCUUAGCAGUCUGCACACACUCUUCUUACAAUGGAACAAAAUUAGCAACUUGACAUGUGGGAUGGAGUGGACCUGGGGCACUUUAGAAAAGCUAGACCUGACUGGAAAUGAAAUAAAAGCCAUCGACCUGACAGUGUUUGAAACGAUGCCUAAUCUUAAAAUACUCCUCAUGGAUAACAACAAGUUAAACAGCCUUGAUUCCAAGAUCUUAAACUCCCUGAGAUCCCUCACAACCGUUGGCCUCUCUGGCAAUCUGUGGGAAUGCAGCCCUCGAAUAUGUGCUUUGGCCUCCUGGCUGGGCAGUUUCCAAGGUCGGUGGGAGCAUUCCAUCCUAUGCCACAGCCCCGACCACACCCAAGGAGAGGAUAUACUAGAUGCAGUCCACGGAUUUCAGCUCUGCUGGAAUUUAUCAACCACUGUCACCGCCAUGGCUACAACUUAUAAAGAUCCAACCACUGAAUAUACAAAAAGAAUAAGCUCAUCAAGUUACCAUGUGGGAGACAAAGAAAUCCCAACUACUGCGGGCAUAGCAGUUACUACUGAGGAACACUUUCCCGAACCAGACAAUGCCAUCUUCACUCAGCGGGUAAUUACGGGAACAAUGGCUUUAUUGUUUUCUUUCUUUUUUAUUAUUUUUAUAGUGUUCAUCUCCAGGAAGUGCUGCCCUCCCACUUUAAGAAGAAUUAGGCAGUGCUCAAUGAUUCAGAACCACAGGCAGCUCCGAUCCCAAACACGACUCCAUAUGUCAAACAUGUCAGACCAAGGACCAUAUAAUGAAUAUGAACCCACCCAUGAAGGACCCUUCAUCAUCAUUAAUGGUUAUGGACAGUGCAAGUGUCAGCAGCUGCCAUACAAAGAAUGUGAAGUAUAAUAUCUACCCAUCAUCAAAAAUCACAUCAGAUAAGUAACCUAUUUUACAUAGUAGGGGCUAAAUACAUAUCUAAUUUUUACCAAUGGUGACAUUAAGGCUAAUUUUUCCAAACCAAGUGGAGACUUAGGUUUCUGACGUGUUGAAAUAUUUUUAAUUUUUUUUUAAUGAAACCAUAUUUUCAGUGUUAAAUGAAGCGAUGCUCACAUUAAUUUGCACUCUUGUUGGAAAGUCUAAAAAUGCUUAAUUCAAAAUAAGACAUUUCAUGUAUGUAAUUAUACGCUAUCGUGGGUAAACAUUUACACUAAGGUCUCCAUAUGCUAUUUUUUUCUACUGAAAACAGUUUGGAAAGAAGCUACUGAGUAGAAAGAGAUAUGGAUCAAUACUUGUUUGAUCAUUGCUCUCUACCCCAAGUACCACAACUUGGCUUGCUGCUUAAAAGGAGACUUAGCAAAGUUCUCUUGUAUGAUAAUUUGGUAUUUACUCAAACCUAUUUACUGCCAGCGUGGGGAGUAGCAUUUCACAUAUGCUGAAGACUGGUCAAUAUUAAACACUCUUCUUCCAGAGUUUUUACCUGGGUUAAUAGAUAUUAUCAAAGUCCAUAUCAUGAAAUCAGAACCCUUUAUGUAAUUCUAAUACUUUAAUAUAUUUAAACAAUGAAUCCAAGUGAUUGUGAAAAGGUCUCAUUACAAUGAAAUCAAUACUAAAUAAUUACACUGACUUCGUUUCAUAUCUCUAGUUUGACUUAUAAUGGACAUGUUGAUUUUUGUGGCAUUUAGAUACUUACUUUAAACUAGUGUUAAAUUAUCACUUUACUAAUUAGUUUACUAAAUCCUAUAUAUACAUUUAUAUGUGAAAAAAGACUUAGAAAUUAUUUUGGAGAGAAAAGAGAUAAACUGAGUCAAUUUAGCAAUCCUAUGACCAGCUGCUCACUCUAGUUUGAAAGCACACACAAAUACACUCUCUCUCCAGUCUCUCUCUUUCUCCCCCUGUCCUCCACCCCCCACCUCCAUCUCUCCCUCAACUGCCAAGAUCAAAGAUGCCUUGACAAAGGGGUUUAAACCUCUUUCUUCUGCCUUUUCCUGAUCUUCAAGCCUCAAAGAGCCAAAUUAAAAAUAACUGGCUAGCAACAGGCAUAAUACUGAUUCUUGUUAGAAUAUAUUUUAAAGGAACCUUGAAAAAAUCACUUUAUAAAUAUUAUAUGCUAAAUUUUGACUUUUUAAUGGAUACCUAUUCUUACUGUAAGAGCAGGUCCUUCUAAGUGAAGGGAACAACACAUAUCUGAGGCAAACCUUCUCAUGGCAGAACACAAUAUAUGCCUAUGCAGCCACACAGUGGUAACUCGAAGGAGGUGAGGGGAUGAAAGAGAAAGGCAGCAUUUUGAAAUAUGACUCUUGCUGAAACAGGUUAGCAAAGUUAAAACGUAGCCAAGCAAAUGGGCAACUAUACAUGAUCUGCAUCAAACAGGGCAAGGCCCAGGGACCUGCAGCUGGAAAGGGGACGGGGGGAGGUUCUCUGGUAUUAAUAUAAAUGUUCAGUAAUUAAAAAAUGAUAAUGAUGCCACACUUUUCAUGUAGAAAAGAGCCACAACUUUGUUUCUUCCAUUAUGAUUUCUAUGGAGAAACUAUGACAUAUUUAGGAUUUAGAUGCAAGUUACCAAUUGACACAGAAUUUUUCCAUAAAUGAGGUGCCAUGUAUGUAGUAGCAAAAACCAUGAAAUUAGACUACUGACUUGAUUUUAGAAGAAUGAGCAUUUUUACAACUGACAUUUGCUGAUGAGAAAAAAGGCAUAAAUUCGUAGAGAAAACCACUACCAUAAAAAAAAGUUAUCUUUUACUUAACAUGAUAUCCUUCAUUCAAGGCAUAUUUCUUCCCAGGAUUGAAUUGAACACAUGUUAAGAUUACAGUUUAAUCCAUGAGAUUUAAUACUAAGAGAGGGAUGUCUACCUACAUUUCAAAUAAAAUGUGUCUCAGUAAAAAGCAGACAAGAUCACAAAUUAUGGUAAGAAUGUGCUCUCUACAAUUUUUAAGGUGGGUAGAUUAGUUUGGCAAAGUCUCAGCCCAUCUCAGCUGAUCCUGAGCAGUGAGCAUUUCACCUCUUGUUAAACCAGACACUAGGCCUGCCUGGGCAAGGACAGAAGCUGAUUUUACGGCAUAGAGCACGUCUCACAGCUUCCUUACAGAAGGGCUGGAUCAGAAGCCCCAUUACAAAUGAGAGCUCCACAAGCUAAAAUUUACCAACCCAUUUAUCAGGGUAACCAUGGCCAUUUGUCAGAGAACAACUUUAUCACAAUACAACUGUGUCCUGGACACACAAGAUUCCACUAGCCCUGGAGGAUAGCAGAGUAGUUUCCAUCAUUUCAACCACAACCCAAAAUUAAUUGAAACUGUGAGCAGAAGGGUGAGAAAUAGUGGCUGGGAGUCCCCACAUUAACCCUAAAGAUUACAGUUAGUGAAAUGGACCGUCAAUUGGCAAAAUCCUUAAUGUAUGUAGGAAAGAAAAUUGGAAAAGCAAGCCAUUUAGUAAUUCAGGGGAACAGCAUAGCCAAGGCCACCAGGGCAUACUUUUCAGUUGAAAAUUAACAGAUUUUUUUUGGCCCUUCGUUUUUUGGGCAAUGCUCUCUGAGAAAAGUGAAUAACCGUGCCAAAUAGCAUUUUCCAUUUCCAUUUAAAGCGCAAAUUUCCCUUUUCAAUUGCCUAUAGAAGGCAGAAUUUCUUUUAAUUUUGGUCUAUUUGUGUUUUGGUAUCAGCACAGGUUUGAAGAUGAGGCUGUUAGUCAUAUGUGCUCUCUUUACCAACUGGCUCGGGUGGAAGAGCAUCACAACUACACUGCAGAUCCUGGUAAUAUAAUGUUAGGCCUUUUGUCUUUUGCUGUCGUUUUAUCCUCUUCAAUGCCCCCUCUCCCUUUUUUCACUUUAAAGAUUAGAGGAAAAUGACCACUUAAAAAACAGAAAAAUAAUUAAAGCUCUCUGGAAAAAGCAAGCUAACAAAGGCUAUGAUACUGUACCCACCUAGUAACCAAGAGCUAGCUUGGAAUCAUUUAUAUUCAUUUCUGUAGCUUGCCAGGGAUUUCAAUCACCUUUCUGAAAUGAGAGUGAGCUGAUAAAUUUGCAAAUCCAUACACAACUCAGAGAAUACCCUCUGCCAACAUCAAAUAGCAAAGAUACUAAUUUUUUAAGCCAAAAAUCUGCACUAACA
This is a messenger RNA of Aethalodelphis obliquidens (Pacific white-sided dolphin), 7613 nucleotides long. RefSeq names its product leucine rich repeat transmembrane neuronal 2 (gene LRRTM2). NCBI's taxonomy places the organism in Eukaryota, Metazoa, Chordata, Mammalia, Artiodactyla, Delphinidae. The record is from RefSeq and is a predicted model, not a curated record. The coding region runs from base 2904 to 4418 and encodes 504 amino acids. Gene Ontology annotation, molecular function: protein binding. The transcript has a single exon.